AUGAUCGACUACGAGCGUCCCUCUCCAUUAGGCUUUGGAUCGGCUGGGAGGGGUGUGUUGGUUCCUGAGCUCCAGGCGCGCACAUAUACACACACACUGGCGGCCAUGCCUCAGAGAUACUCCCACCAGAGGAGGAAAGCCAGCACAGCAGCUGCUAGGCGGAUGGAGCGCAGACGCAGGGACCAGGGGAAGAGCAACAACAACAGCAGCAACUCAAACAGCAGCCACAGCCACCACUCCAAGAAGCUGGCCAUGCUCUCCAGGUCCCUGAUCCUGUGUCACUCUAAGACCACUGAUGAUUGCCCCAGUCCAGAAGAGAGGCAUGCUGGGGAAGUGUCAGAGGGGCGCAGGACAUGGGGUCCAGGCUGGAAGACAGACCUGACUGCUGGGGACAGAGCAGGCUACAGAGAUGCAGAGAACAGACAGUGGAAACAAUCAGCCAUGGAGAAAAGAGGAGGCACAGAGGCAGCAAAGCAGCCACAUCACAGCACCACACUCAGGGAGAAUAAGAAGAGCUUAAGGAGGUCCUUCAGCAUCAAGGAGAGUAGUAUUUGGAGGAUGUGUGUAGCCACAGGGCCCGCUGAGGAGGUGUGCGGACCACAAAUGGCUGAUAACAGUGUCCAGACAGAAGACAAAGACACUAAUGUGGAGCCAGGGAGGAAUGGAGGGGAGCUACACAGAGGCUGCAGCUUCCUGAGUCCAGACAAGCUGGCACCCUUUAACGGACAGAGUCUAAACGACGUUGCUUGGAUGGAGGGGGAGGGAACGAGGAGCGUUCACAUUAAAGCCUAUAGUGAGAACACUUCGUGUGAAGACGCUCUCCGAUCUCAUAGUGUGACUAUGAGCCCACAGCAUCCAGCUCUCAUUCCUCCAUCUGAUCAUCUGUCACUGUCUGGAUACACAGAUGAAGAAGUUAUGGCCAACAACAACCACCUCAAGUUGCCCAUCCCAGAGGUAAAUGAGGAGAGAUGCUGGGAGACGGAGAAACCUGAGCAGAACCCACCAGGACAGAUGGCCGGCAACAGGACACGCUCCAAUUCAACUAGUGUUCAUCCUUACUGGAUUGGGGAUCUGGAGAGCAUCAUCAUGAAGACACCAGAGCUGUAUUCCAGUCAUCCUCAUGGAAAUGGGAAUUUAUAUGGAAACAGGAAGUCUCUGUCCCAGCAGCUGGAGUUUCCUCUCACUACCACACAGCCUAUUCACCGCCCGUCACGCUCUCUCAGCUCUGCCCAGCUGGUGCACUCCUGCAGCAAUGUACAAGCCUUCAUAAUCUGUAACAUUGUGUUGAUGAAGGGCCACGGCAAGGGUCUGGGCUUCAGUAUAGUGGGUGGGAGGGACAGCAUGUACGGACCAAUGGGGAUCUAUGUCAAGACCAUUUUCCCUGGAGGGGCAGCGGCUGCUGAUGGAAGACUGCAGGAGGGUGAUGAGAUACUGGAGCUGAAUGGAGAGUCACUGCAUGGUUUGAGUCAUGAUGAAGCCCUGCACAAGUUCAAACAAAUCAAAAAGGGCCUGCUGACGCUGGUGGUGAGGACCAGUCUACGUGUGGGGGCCCUGUGUGGCCAGGCCCAGGUAGCUCAGCUGUGCAGGUCUCGCUCCCUCAGCUCCACCACAGGCAUGGCCAGGGUCAGCGCUGACAUGGGAGACUACAACUACCUGAACAACACCUGCAGUAACACACUGAGCAUCCAGGGACAGCCUGCUAAACCCAGGGACCGCAUCAUGAUGGAAAUGAUCCUACAGAAAGAGGCUGGUGUCGGUCUGGGCAUUGGACUGUGCUGUGUUCCAUCUGGUGACGGAUGCCCUGGGAUUUACAUCCAUACACUCUCUCCUGGAUCUGUAGCACACAUGGAUGGUAGACUCCGGUGUGGGGAUGAAAUCAUGGAGAUCAACGACACUGUGGUUUACAACAUGGCCCUAAAUGACGUCUACACAGUCCUGAGCCAGUGCACACCAGGUCCAGUCCAGGUCAUCAUCAGUCGACACCCCGACCCAAAAGUAUCGGAGCAUCAGCUGAAUGAUGCAAUAGCUCAAGCAGUGGAAAACAGCAAACUGAGAAAGGACAAGAGCCAGUGGAGUAUCGAUGGGCUGCGUCGGCUGGACUCAUGCUCUCACAGCCGGCAGAGAUGCGAGCGGUGUCUGGAGCGGAGUUUCAGUCAGCUGACGGUUCAACGGGCUCAGAAGACCAUGACCCGCUCCUGCAGCGACAGCACCAGCAGCCACCACCCCAACCGCUGCCUCACCAUGCACAACAUCCACAACACACACCACAACCCAUCAGCCCGCGUCCACAGCCUGGACACAGCCAAGUCUCUGACAGAGACAUGGUCUGAAAACAGACUGUCAGUACCUGUGUAUCCUGAUGACGACUAUAACGUUCCAUACAAUUCUACUGCUGCCAACCUUCUUCGUGCUGCUCCUCGUCGGUACUGCUGGCGUCAGGAUGUGACCAGUGAGGAGGGUUAUAAUGGAGACUCCAGUGGCUCCAGCAGAGGAUCUCCAGUCAGAGAGGAUGGACUGGAGCCGUCAUCACACUCCAGCUGCCAGUUCUUCAGCAGUAUAUACAAGGCCUUGAGAAAGACCCUGAGGUUACUCUUAAGGAACGAAGCAGAACGAAUAAGAGAACAGUCAGUGGGGAGCAGAGAAGAUUUCCCUGCAGCCUGCAGAGAGGACAGACUACACACAGGUGAGUCAUCAGCUGCACUCUGCUCACAACCAAAGAGAGGAGCUCUGAGGAGGCAGGCACGGAUCGAACAGCAUAACCAAGAACAGCUUCAGGAUCCCUGGGUCCGCCUUUCAGACGGCUCCCCCGAAGAGCCACCUAAGGUCCACCACAACCAUCACCAACAUCUCCACCUGCACCGCACACAGCCUGCCGCCAUGGCUGAUGAAGAGAACACCCCCGAGCUCAACAGCACCGCCACAGAUGUGAUUUCAGAUCCUCCGUCUGAUCUGACCCAUGACACCCAAUGUGAGACCCCCCCAGAAGCGAAGAAGGGGCCCCCGGUAGCACCCAAGCCUGCCUGGUUUCGCCAGAGUCUGAAAAAACUUCGGAAUGAUCAGGACCAUAAGAAGACAGCUAAACCUGCAGAGCAGAGGUCCAGUGUGGGCAGAAACUUUGGAAUCAAAUCUGCCUCGUCUGGAGGGAACCUGUCCAUCAAACAGAAGAUCCACUCAUUUGAGACUUUUUCCACUCCAGAAAGUACAGAGAAGGGGGACAACAGAAGGCCUGUUGCCCCCUCCACUUCCCUUCCUGUGGUGGAGAAGGAGUCCAGGAAUCACACCUCCCUACCUGCAGAGUAUGGGAAGAGCAAAAAUGAAAUGCCCAAAGAGAUCCAAGCAAGCCAGUCUGCAUCUGCUGGAGAGACAGACAGCACACCUGCUGUCACCUGCUCCUCUCCUCAAGCUUCUUCUCAAACAACAGCCACCUUCUCUGAAGCUGAACCAUCCACCAAAUCCCAAGGAGAUCCCCCACCUUCUGACACCACCAGCCCUGAUCCACAGUCAGAGAUGAAUGAUUCUCAUUCAGCUCCAGUCCACAAUGACAUAAAUAUCUCACCGUCUAAACAGGAACCUGAGCAAGAAAGCAGCUCCACAGAGUCCAAGGUCUUACCCUGCGCUGGUCUCACCUCUGUGACAUCCAAUCAGGCUGAAGGGGAAAGUCCUUCAGAGGCGACAGAAGAUGGAACAGAAGGGGAUGGAAGCCAGAGCCAAGAAAAACUGCUCAGUCCCACCCCAACUGCUCCUUCUUCCACAGGAGGCCUGGAGGGGGAAACUUUAGAAAAAAUCCUUGCCUUCAGUAAUCAGGUAUCACAAGCAUUGAUGCGCUCCCUGCCCACGUCCUCCAGCCACGGUAACCCUCGGCCCAAACACACCUCCGCUGUGGAUGAUAACAACCCUCAGGACUGUGACUCCGCCCUGGACACUGACAGAGCAUUCUCUGUCAGCCUGGCCACACUGAGGGAGUGUACCAUUGAGCGAGGGGAGGGGGGGGCUCACGACGACGCAGCAGGCACCUCUACUUGCGCUCACUCCGUCAUCUCAGCCAUCCCGUCAGAGGAAAUACAGAGGAUGAUCCAGGAAGUUAAAGAUCUGGAUGAAGACACACUAAAGCAACUGCUGGACAUCCAUGUAGUGAUUCUGCAUAAAGAGGAGGGGGCUGGACUCGGCUUCAGCAUCGCUGGAGGCUCUGACCUGGAGAGCAAAGCUACUACAGUCCACAAAGUGUUUCCGAGUGGCCUGGCGGCUCAGGAGGGCACCAUACAGAAAGGAGACGAGGUGUUGUCUAUAAACGGACAGACACUGCGUGGCCUCGCACACACUGAUGCCACCGCAGCCGUGCGUCAGGCUCGCAGUCUGAAGCUGGCUGUGGUUGUCGUCUGCAAGAGAGGGGGGGGGGGAGCACAAGAGAGUGGAGGCUGCAGGACUGAAGAGUCCAACACUGCAGUGGAGCUGCAGGGAGACGCUGUGAGCGUGCAGCUGGAGAAAGAAGCAGGAGGAGUCGGAUUUAUUCUGGAGGGAGGAAAAGGCUCGAUCCAUGGAGACAAACCAUUAGUCAUUAGUAGGAUCUUUACAGGUGGAACAGCAGAGCAGAGCGGUCUGCAGUGUGGAGAUGAGGUGCUUCAGGUGCAGGGCAUCAGUCUGCAGGACAUGAGUCGCUUUGAGGCCCGGAACAUGAUCAAGGGUUUACCUGACGGCUCCAUCACCAUGGUGAUCAGGAAGAGACAGGAGCGGGCAGAAUGAGAGCCAGGGGACCACAGAGGAAGUAA
Molecule: messenger RNA, 4766 nt
Organism: Scomber scombrus (Atlantic mackerel)
Lineage: Eukaryota; Metazoa; Chordata; Actinopteri; Scombriformes; Scombridae
Gene: il16
Product: interleukin 16
Exons: 27
Coding region: 1-4740 (1579 amino acids)
Biological process (GO): induction of positive chemotaxis; leukocyte chemotaxis
Molecular function (GO): cytokine activity; CD4 receptor binding
Source: RefSeq, a predicted model, not a curated record